GUGUGUGAGGGAAGCCAACAUUCCCAUUCACACUAGCUGCUCUGUAACUUCCUUCUGUCACUCCACCUCUGGUUUACCUACCAAAGCCGAGACAGAGAGAGCUUCGGAAUCUGGAGCAGGGAAGACUGUAGGGAAGCCACCCCUCCUGACCCCCCCCCCCAGUCUUACCCUCUUCCUUACCCCAUGCUGAGAUUCUUCGUCUUCAUCUGUUUGGUGCGGUUGGUGAGCUCUGACACAGAUGAAGAAUGUCACACAUUCACCAAGCUCAGCUUCCACAGCGCCAUUGUGGGCACGAGCCUCAAAGUGAGGCUGCUGCUAUAUACAGGGAAGAACUUCACCUGUGCCAAGGAACUCCAUUCUCCCUUUCCCGUGAGCUUCAACACGACCAAGAAAACUACCUUCAUCAUCCAUGGCUACAGACCGACAGGCUCCCAACCAGUCUGGCUGUCCGAGCUGGUGAAGGGCCUGCUCUAUGUUGGAGAUAUGAAUGUCAUUGUGGUUGACUGGAAUCGAGGAGCCACGAAUCUGAUCUACAGCAUUGCCUCCAGUCACACCUGGGGGGUGGCUGAAAUCCUAAAGGAGACCAUUGACAAGAUGCUGGCCAGCGGAGCAUCUCUUGACAACAUUUACAUGAUUGGAGUCAGCCUGGGGGCCCAUAUAGCUGGAUUUGUUGGACAGAUGUAUGAAGGGAAACUUGGAAGAAUUACAGGUCUGGAUCCUGCAGGCCCUCUCUUCAAUGGGAAGCCCCCACAGGAGCGGCUGGACCACACGGAUGCCCGGUUUGUCGAUGUCAUCCAUUCCGAUACUGACGCCCUUGGCUUCAAAGAAACAUUAGGGAAUAUUGACUUUUACCCAAAUGGAGGACUGGAUCAACCUGGUUGUCCCCAAACAAUAUUUGGUGGGUUGCAGUAUUUCAAGUGCGACCACCAGAGGUCCGUCUUCCUGUACCUGUCUUCUCUGAAAAAAGACUGUGACAUCACUGCCUACCCUUGUGAGUCCUACCGAGAUUACCUAAAUGGCAAAUGCAUCAGCUGUGGAGAUGACCAAUCAAUGCCAUGUCCAAUUCUGGGUUACUAUGCUGAUCAAUGGAAAAAUUACUCAGUGCUCAAGGACCCUCCUGUGACAAAAGCCUUUUUUGAUACAGCAGAUGAAGAGCCGUUCUGCAUAUAUCACUACUUUGUGGAUAUCAUGACCUGGAACAAGAACAUACGAAGAGGUUACAUCACAAUUAAGUUAACAGAUCAGGAUGGAAAUACAACAGAGUCCAAAAUCAGUCACGAGCCUGCCACAUUUCAGAAGUAUCAGCGGGUGAGCCUGCUUGCCAGGUUUACUCAGGAUGUCGACCGGGUGAAGGGUAUCUCCUUGGUGUUCUCUACUGGGUCUGCGAUCUUGCCCAAGUACAAGCUCAGGAUCAUCUGGAUGAAGCUGAGGCCGAUCACACGCCCUGAGAGGCCACAGAUGUGUAGAUACGAUAUCGUCCUGAUGGAAAACAGAGAAAUGGCCUUCCAGCCGAUCCUUUGCUAGACACUCAGACCCAGGCAGCCGCUUGCAGAUGUCAUUUUGCCGUGGAGGCAAAGAACGGAUCAGAGCGCAUAUCCAUGUAUUUGGUUGUCUUGAGGUGUAUCACAAAAUACCAUGCAGUUUUAGAGCCGUGAAAUAAAGUUGGGGGCUGGCACCUUUGGCCUCUUGAAUUUGGUCCUCCUGGAUGCAGGGACAGUCCAGGAUGUUUUUUCUAGUAGUUUAAGUGCCCUGGGGGCUAGAGGCAGGAGUUGGCAGGAGGCCCUCGCUUGCCUGUGGCUUUCACUAUGGGGUGUUAGCCUCUUUCUUCCUCAAUUCCUGCCUGUGCUGAUGUGCUGCUCUACCUCUGGGAUCCUGGGGAGGAGGACUCAAGUCUGUGAAGGGGUUUGGGACAGUGGAAACACCUCUUCAUGUAUGUUGUAUUUAUGUCAUAUGUGAAUGCCUUAUUUAUUUGAAAUGGCCUAAUAAAGUGUAAGCUUCCAAAGGUCA
This is a messenger RNA of Dromiciops gliroides (monito del monte), 2007 nucleotides long. RefSeq names its product lipase H (gene LIPH). NCBI's taxonomy places the organism in Eukaryota, Metazoa, Chordata, Mammalia, Microbiotheria, Microbiotheriidae. The coding region runs from base 184 to 1524 and encodes 446 amino acids. Gene Ontology annotation, molecular function: lipase activity; carboxylic ester hydrolase activity. The transcript is spliced from 10 exons. The record is from RefSeq and is a predicted model, not a curated record. Gene Ontology annotation, biological process: lipid metabolic process.